CCUCCAUCUCCAUCCGCGAGCACACCUCACCUUCUUCCUCUGUCGCUUCCUCUUGCUUUGAGAGCGUAUACAACCGCAAUCUCGGCGUCAACCCAACACGUACUGCUUGGACCGCAGCCGCGCACACCAGCGACGGCCGGCGAAGACACAUCCUCGUCACCUUCAGCUCUCGCAUCAACCUUGGGCCAUGCAGCGCAAGGCAUGGAUAUAGCUUUGCGCUCCAUCAGCAGCAGCAGCAGCUAUUGUAGAACCAGCAUCGUUCCACUCGACUAUCUGCAGAAACACCACACUUGCCGCUUCUAUGAAUGGACCGGUCCCAUCCCAUUCCACGUCCAAGCCGUAAGCGCUCCUGAUCCACCAGCGCACUCUCCUCGACCAACCCCGACUCCACACAAGACGCCCCGCCCCGCUGCUUCUUUGCUCAUCGCAGCGUAAUCAGCCAAGAUGAUGUCCACUAUCCCAGACCCCGUACUCGUUCUGAGCAUGGACCAGGUGCAGAAGAUGGAUCAGCUCGGACUGGACCAGCUCGCUGACCUGUGGCAUGUCUUCACCAAAUGCGCAGAGAUGCUCGAAUCAGGCCGCAGGCUCGAAAACCUCUCCUGGCGCCUGUGGUUCCGCGAGGCGCACCUCGUCUUCGACCCCUCGCAGGCGCACUCGCGCGCUGGCUCCAGCUUCGGCUCUGCAUCUGCGCUGCCGAGCAGCAUGGAGACCAGUCCGCUGCCGACACCGCACUACGGCCGCAGCCGUGCGGGAAGCAUGAGCUUUGGCGCGGCCGCUGCCGCUGCGGGCGCAGGCGCUCAACGAACCACCACUACCGCUUCUGCUCCUGCAGCUGCCAACAUGAACAGCGGCGGCAUUGACAGCCGCGAAAAGGCGUGCGCCAACGGGUUCGAGGACCCUGAGAGCGAUGCGGACGUCACCAGCCUCAGUGGCGGUGAGGGGGGCGGCGCAAGUGCAGAGGACGAGUUCGAGGACGUCAGCGACGACGAAGGCGACGGCGACGAAGCGCGCGGACAGGGCGACACGUUCAGGCCAUACGCAUCGGACGUUACUGCGGACAAGAACAGGGGGAGCAAGGGCAAGCACAACUACAGCUCGUCCAGCACGCUCUCACACAGUCCACACGCCGCCGCGGACAACGCGAGCGCAUCGACGGCCACGCGGCUUUCACCCACCGCCAGCCCCGACCGGGGGCGCGCAAGCGCAAGGGCGCGGGCGAACGAGCAGACUCUGCCUGAAAGCUCGACAGCGGGUCUGCAAGCCGCGCAAGCGUGCCAGCGUGCAGCCCCAUCAUUGGCGUCUUGCGCAGCAGUGGCGCCACUAUCAGAUGUCCAUGGCGGUAAUAUCGGUGGCCAGCGUGCCAGCUCGGCAGACACUGCAGCGACAGCGACAGCAGUGGCGGACACACCGAGACGGGAGCGGGAGAGAAGGGGCAAAGACCAGUCGCAUUCGCAUCGAAACCAUCAUCAACAUCAGCAGCAGCAGCGCCGUCGGCCCGUCAGCUUCCAAGCCGUCAUCGAGCGCCUUGCGUUACCUGGCACCAACGUCAGUACGCACGCCGACGCGAGCAGCAGCGGCGUUGGCGCCGCCUCCUCUUCGUCCGCCACCGAGGCUGCCGGCCAUGCGAGGGCAAACGGCGGCGCGGCACACCCGUGCGGCAAGGGUUGCGUGGCCACAGGCGCAGGCGAGACGGAGCGCGAAGCUUUCCUGCGCGAGCUGCGCCGGCCAAUCCCGCCGCUGCCGGCCGCCUCGCGCCCGCCUCUUAGUUCCGAUAGGCGCAUGGCGGGCGAGUCAGAGUCCACGGCUGCGAGUGCGGGCGCGGCUGCAAAACAGCAGGCACAGGCGCACACGUCGGCACCCCUGCAACCGCAGGCCAGAACCCCGCGUGCUCGGUCCGCGGAGGAAGGAUGCUGCACAUGCCGCUCGCGCGGCGUCGGGCCCGGCAACCGGCCAGGGCAAGGGCUGGUGCCCACUGCUCCAGCGCCGGCUUUCGUGUCGGGUUCCUCUGCGACGCAAGCGGUGGAGCAGGAAGGCGAGCAGCAACGGUCGCGCAUGUGGAGCAACCGCAGCGCGGAUCCCAUCGUGCAGAAUACUCAGGUCGUGAUUGAUGCUGUCGCUCUGCUUCCUGCCCCUGCUCCGAUUGCGUCACCUGCACCUACGCCUGCCACACAAGAGACGCGGCGCGAUCCCACAGACGCUGCGCGGUCAGCAGAUGAGGAGCCUGCCGGAGUGGACGUGGAGGACAAGCGCAUGGAGCAGGAGCAGAGGGAGAAGGUACAAAUGAAGGCAACCGCUGAGCAGGCAUCAGAACCUUCAGCGCCUGCUGCUGUCGACGAUGGAGCCGGCGCACCCGAAGUGUCGAUAGAAGGCAAAGCGUCCACAGCGGCCAAAGCGUUGAGCGGCACGAACAAGGCUCAUGCGAACGCACACACGCAUGCCCACCGCGUACACACUGCAGGCCGCCUCCAAGGCCGCAGCAAAUCUUCCCUUGGCCUGCACCGCGCCACGGCGGGUGGGCGCUCGCACCGCACUCUGGCGCAUGCACAUGCGCUUACCGGCCACGGGCACCAGCAGCACCAGUAUGCGAUGCAGCAGUCACUUGCGGCCAGGCAUGCGCGUGAAGGCAGCAAUGCGAGCGUUAGCAGCAACGGGAGCAGCAAUGCUGGUGCCAUCGGCGCUCCUCCUCCUCCUCCCCCUGCUAUUGAGAAGCAGAGGAGGGCUAGCCACGGCUCCGUGGGCAGCAACCUCGCCAUGACAAGGUCUGACACUGUCAAGAGCCGCUCACCUGCGCCUGCGCACACGGUCGUGCCGCAGCCCACAGCUGCGCCAGCUGCAGCUGGAGCCCUGGGGCAGGUGCAACCCCCAUCACGGCCCUCAGCAAGCCCGGCGAAAGGCCAGGCAGCGACGUCGCCUCCCACAAAAGCCACUCAGGCGAUGAGCACCGCCCCCAAGCGCAAGCCGGUCACGUUCACCAUGGGCGGCGACGAGUCGGACGAAGAGGCCGAGGGCUCGCAGUCGAGUCGUUCCGUCGGCCAGCGCUGCGCCGCUUCAUCGAGCGCUGCCACCGCGGCCGUGCCUGCGCAUACCAAGAAGCAUGUACAGCUUGCCCCGCCAUCGGCUGCUGUGAACGAAGAAGUCACAGAGGAUGACGAGUGGUCGAGCGACGACUCGUCAGAGGAGGACGAUGCGGUCAAGGCCGCCGAGGCAGCGAGGCUGGCCAGCCGCAAGCGGGAGGAGGAUCUUUUCAAGAAGGUGCCGAUCCGCAGCAAAAGCGCGGCGGACAUGCGCACGCUGCAGCCGCAGCAGAGCAUCAGCACAUCAAGCGCCAGUCCACCACUGCAGCCUGUGCGCGGCAUGCUCUCCUCUCUUUUCCACCCGGGGACCGAGCCGUCGCACUCGCCGCCUGGCCAGCUGGCCGGCCGGCCUCACGCGUCUGCUGCCGACUUGCGCAACAUGGGGGGCAUGAGCUCACUGCGCAUGUCCGCCGUCGACCGCUCCGCCACGACCAGCUUAACGUCCGCGCCGCCGGGCAAGACGACGUUCGAGCGCUCGGCGGCAGCGACGAGCCACGGUGCCGCCGCGAUGCACCUUCCGCGGACGCGAUCGAACCUUCGCAACUCCAGCGGCUUCAUCGGGAUCGGCGAGAACACCACCCUGCGCACCAGCAAGUCGGCCGUCGCGCUGCCCCUGCUCAACAUCACAUCGUCCAAGUCGACGACGAGCAUGGCGCAAGCGGCCGCUGAGGCGGCCAUGCACACGGACACUGGCUCCGUGAGCAGCCUGCACCACCCGAGCGAGUCAGGCACCUCGAUCUCCUUCAGCACGGCAGAUGGCGUGCUCGGCUCGUCGUACACUUCAUUGCGCGCUUCCCGGGACGGCAGCAGCAGUGGCGGUGGUUGGCGUGACAGUGUCGCGCUCGCCAAGCUCAACGAGCUUGCGGGAUCGCGCGGCUCGAGCAAUGGGCACAGCAACAAUAACAUCAACCACAGCAGCAGGGUCAACGGCCGCCGGCAGCGUUCAAACGAGCCUCGCAGCCAUUCUCACCAGCGGGCGGGCCACCACGAAAGGGACGGGCCGUCGCCAUCGUCGUUGCUGGCGCACGAGCACCACGAGCGGGAGCACGAAGAGUGGUCGCCGCAGCUGCAGGUCGUUGGGUCACAGCCGGAUAUGAACCGUGCCUGGUACGACACCAGCGCUGCUGCUUCUGCAGAGGAUGCGUCGGCGCCGUCGUCGUCGACCGCGACGCCACGGCAGAUGUCGGCGGUACAUGCGCACCACCACCGACUGCGCGCCGCAGCUGUGCCGGUUGAGCUGCCAGAAGGUGCGGCGCCGCAGACGCCACGGACGACGCGCCGCAACAUGCUGCGUGACGAGCUGAGCGAGAGCCUGCGCCAGAACCUGCUGUGGGAGCGCCAGAGCCGCAACCGCAUGCUGGGCAUCAUCCAGGUGCCGAUGCCUCCCGCCAAACAGCUGCAGCCGCAGCCGCAGCAGCUUUCGUCCUCAACGAGCGCACGUGCCUCCACGCCGCCUGUGCUGCGCAAGGAGACGGUCCUCAGUGGCGGUGGGAUCCGGCCGCUAACAUCUACGCGGACACACAGCGAGACGUCUGCGCACAUGAGCCGCGAGUUGUCAACCAGCGGCAGCGGAAGCAGUCGCGAUGGGCAGCAGCAGCAGCGCGAGGCAGUGAGGCGCUCGCAGAGCGAGUGGGGCGGGUCAUUCCACCACACCGGCUGGUGAUCAAGUACGCAUGAGCAUCUGGACAGGGGAGGGUGCAAUUUCUGUUGGUGCUCGCACAUUUUGGCUGCUGUAUUGUACAAGCGCAAAUGAGCAGGCCAUCGCACUUGAAUUUGGUUUCAUGCAUGCAGCACGCUGCGAACCUCGAGAGAAUGUAUGAUGUAUGCUAG
Tilletiaria anomala UBC 951 is the source of this 4904-nucleotide messenger RNA. RefSeq lists its product as uncharacterized. The record is from RefSeq and is a predicted model, not a curated record. Gene Ontology annotation, cellular component: cytoplasm. Gene Ontology annotation, biological process: mitochondria-nucleus signaling pathway; regulation of nitrogen utilization; negative regulation of transcription by RNA polymerase II. Bases 445 to 4737 code for a protein of 1430 amino acids. The transcript has 2 exons. Lineage: Eukaryota; Fungi; Basidiomycota; Exobasidiomycetes; Georgefischeriales; Tilletiariaceae.